Messenger RNA from Ambispora gerdemannii, 1202 nucleotides. NCBI's taxonomy places the organism in Eukaryota, Fungi, Glomeromycota, Glomeromycetes, Archaeosporales, Ambisporaceae. The record is from the annotation of a GenBank genome assembly.
GAGAAAAGACGCAACUAGAAACUGAUAAAAACAAACUAAAUACUGACCUCAUCGCUCUCGCUACUGAAUUUGAUCGGGAAAAGACUCGAGCUGAUAAUUUACAAACUCAAAUAACUAAUCAUCAAUGUGAAGCAGGAGGUUGUUUACAUACUGAUUAUGGAGAAAUCCAAGCUGAACGAACUGAUUUAACUAAUUUCAUCCGCAAUAAAAUUGGAGUUGACCCAACUAAUAAUGCUAAUGUUUUAGUUAACCAAUUAUUACCUGAUAGAACCAAACUAACUGAUAUUCCUGAUGGUAAUUAUUUAGCAAAAUUGUUAUAUCACAAUAAUUUAAUCCAUCAAAUUACUAAUGAUACUACGGGAUUACCUGACCUUAUCAAAGAAGUGGCGGAAAAUGAAGGAAUUGAUGCUCAUGGUCUUAAAUUUGGUUAUAAAGUUGAUACCGUUAAAUUACAAAAUCAUCGAAAUAAUGUUAUGCGCCUUGAUGAUAUAGCAAAUCUAAAUAAAACUGAUUUAGACACUGCUAACCAAACUAUUACUAAUGCUGAAACUUACUUAAAUUUAAGAGGCAAAAAAUUAGUUGAUAUUAUGACUCCCACCCAUGAUAAUUAUUUAGAAUUACCUAUUUCUCUUACUGAUGAUACCCGAGCUGCUGGUUUAGACAUUUUUGACCGAAAUCCUGCCAAUGGUAAUAUAAGUGGUUUAAAUUUAGAUAAAAUUGAAGACUAUGCUAAAUCUUUACAGCGACUAGGUUUAACUGAUUUUCAAAAUGCUACUAUUACCCAGAAAUUAGGAACUAAUAAAUUAAGUGAUAUCCCAACUGGCAAAACUUUAACUGAUUUGCUGACUGCUACUCCUAUUGCUCCUUGUGCCGUUCCUUGUCAUAAUGCUACUCAUAAUGAUUAUAACACCCGCCAAACGGAAAGUGAAGAAUAUCGUCGCAUCAGAACUAAACUAAAUAACAAAACCAGUGAUAGUGAAUUAACUAACCUUCUCAAUGCUGUUCCAACUUGUUCUCAUACUGAUUACGAUACUAUUAAACAAGCCUUAGCUGCUGAGCAAGCCAAAACCAAAAAACAAAAAGAGACUUGUGAUUUAGAGAAAAAAGCCGCCCAAGAGCAGAAAGAAAAAGAGAUUAUUAAUAAAAUUAUUACUGAUUUAAGUUUAGCAACCGAGAGAGAGAGAGAGAACGUAUUAGAGGCU